This is a messenger RNA of Knipowitschia caucasica, 4098 nucleotides long. The record is from the annotation of a GenBank genome assembly. Lineage: Eukaryota; Metazoa; Chordata; Actinopteri; Gobiiformes; Gobiidae.
AUGAAGAGUCCGGGGGUUUGCGGCCCCUUCCGUCCGGGCGCAGGAGACGAGCGGCGGGGGAACAACCUCCCCCUUCCUCCCAAACCUCCCCCUUCCUCCCAAACCUCCCCCUACCUCCCUAUCCUCCCCCUUCCUCCCAAACCUCCCCCUUCCUCCCAAACCACCCCCUUCCUCCCAAACCUCCCCCUUCCUCCCAAACCUCCCCCUACCUCCCUAUCCUCCCCCUUCCUCCCCCUACCUCCCUCUAUCUCCCAAACCUCCCCCUUCCUCCCAAACCUUCCCCUACCUCCCUAUCCUCCCCCUUCCUCCCCCUACCUCCCUCUGUCUCCCAAACCUCCCCCUUCCUCCCAAACCUUCCCCUUCCUCCCCCUUCCUCCCAAACCUCCCCCUUCCUCCCAAACCUCCCCCUCCUCCCAAACCUCCCCCUUCCUCCCAAACCUCCCCCAUCCUCCCAAACCUCCCCCUUCCUCCCAAACCACCCCCUACCUCCCAAACCUUCCCCUUCCUCCCCCUUCCUCCCAAACCUCCCCCUUCCUCCCAAACCUCCCCCUUCCUCCCAAACCUCCCCCAUCCUCCCCCUUCCUCCCAAACCUCCCCCUUCCUCCCAAACCUCCCCCAUCCUCCCAAAGCUCCCCCUUCCUCCCAAACCUCCCCCUUCCUCCCAAACCUCCCCCAUCCUCCCAAAGCUCCCCCUUCCUCCCAAACCUCCCCCUUCCUCCCAAACCUCCCCCUUCCUCCCAAAGCUCCCCCUUCCUCCCAAACCUCCCCCUUCCUCCCAAACCCCCCCCUUCCUCCCAAAGCUCCCCCUUCCUCCCAAACCACCCCCUUCCUCCCAAACCUCCCCCUUCCUCCCAAACCUCCCCCUUCCUCCAAAACCACCCCCUUCCUCCCAAACCUCCCCCUUCCUCCCAAACCUCCCCCUUCCUCCCAAACCUCCCCCUUCCUCCCAAACCACCCCCUUCCUCCCAAACCUCCCCCUUCCUCCCAAACCUCCCCCUUCCUCCUAAACCUCCCCCUUCCUCCCAAACCUCCCCCUUCCUCCCAAACCUCCCCCUUCCUCCUAAACCUCCCCCUUCCUCCCAAACCUCCCUCUACCUCCCAAACCUCCCCCUUCCUCCCAAACCUCCCCCUUCCUCCCAAACCUCCCUCUCCCUCCCAAACCUCCCCCAUCCUCCCAAACCUCCCCCUUCCUCCCAAACCUCCCCUCUCCCCCCUUCCUCCCAAACCUCCCCCUUCCUCCCAAACCCCCCCCUUCCUCCCAAAGCUCCCCCUUCCUCCCAAACCUCCCCCUUCCUCCAAAACCACCCCCUUCCUCCCAAACCUCCCCCUUCCUCCCAAACCUCCCCCUUCCUCCCAAACCUCCCCCUUCCUCCCAAACCUCCCCCUUCCUCCCAAACCUCCCCCUUCCUCCCAAACCUACCCCUUCCUCCUAAACCUCCCCCUUCCUCCCAAACCUCCCCCUUCCUCCCAAACCUCCCCCUUCCUCCUAAACCUCCCCCUUCCUCCCAAACCUCCCUCUACCUCCCAAACCUCCCCCUUCCUCCCAAACCUCCCCCUUCCUCCCAAACCUCCCUCUCCCUCCCAAACCUCCCCCAUCCUCCCAAACCUCCCCCUUCCUCCCAAACCUCCCCUGUCUCCCAAACCUCCCCCUUCCUCCCAAACCUCCCUCUCCCUCCCAAACCUCCCCCAUCCUCCCAAACCUCCCCCUUCCUCCCAAACCUCCCCUGUCUCCCAAACCUCCCCCAUCCUCCCAAACCUCCCCCUUCCUCCCAAACCACCCCCUACCUCCUAAACCUCCCCCUUCCUCCCAAACCUCCCUCUCCCUCCCAAACCUCCCCCUUCCUCCCAAACCUCCCUCUCCCUCCCAAACCUCCCCUACCUGCCAAACCUCCCCCUUCCUCCCAAACCUCCCUCUCCCCUCCCAAACCUCCCCCUUCCUCCCAAACCUCCCCCUUCCUCCCAAACCUCCCUCUCCCUCCCAAACCUCCCCCUCCUCCCAAACCUCCCCCUUCCUCCCAAACCUCCCCCAUCCUCCCAAACCUCCCCCUUCCUCCCAAACCUCCCCCUUCCUCCCAAACCUCCCCCUACCUCCCAAACCUCCCCCUUCCUCCCAAACCUCCCCCUGUCUCCCAAACCUCCCCCUUCCUCCCAAACCACCCCCUACCUCCCAAACCUCCCCCUUCCUCCCAAACCUCCCCCUUCCUCCCAAACCUCCCCCUACCUCCUAAACCUCCCCCUUCCUCCCAAACCACCCCCUACCUCCCAAACCUCCCCCUUCCUCCCAAACCACCCCCUACCUCCCAAACCUCCCCCUUCCUCCCAAACCUCCCCCUACCUCCCAAACCUCCCCCUUCCUCCCAAACCUCCCCCUUCCUCCCAAACCACCCCCUACCUCCCCCUUCCUCCCAAAGCUCCCCCUCCCUCCCAAACCUCCCCCUCCCUCCCAAACCUCCCCCAUCCUCCCAAACCUCCCCCUUCCUCCCAAACCUCCCCCUUCCUCCCAAACCUCCCCCUUCCUCCCAAACCUCCCUCUCCCUCCCAAACCUCCCCCUUCCUCCCAAACCUCCCUCUCCCUCCCAAACCUCCCCCAUCCUCCCAAACCUCCCCCUUCCUCCCAAACCUCCCCCUUCCUCCCAAACCUCCCCCAUCCUCCCAAACCUCCCCCUUCCUCCCAAACCUCCCCCUUCCUCCCAAACCUCCCCCUUCCUCCCAAACCUCCCUCUCCCUCCCAAACCUCCCCCUUCCUCCCAAACCUCCCCCAUCCUCCCAAACCUCCCCCUUCCUCCCAAACCUCCCCCUUCCUCCCAAACCUCCCCCUUCCUCCCAAACCUCCCCCAUCCUCCCAAACCUCCCCUACCUGCCAAACCUCCCCCUUCCUCCCAAACCUCCCUCUCCCUCCCAAACCUCCCCCUUCCUCCCAAACCUCCCCCUUCCUCCCAAACCUCCCUCUCCCUCCCAAACCUCCCCCUUCCUCCCAAACCUCCCCCUUCCUCCCAAACCUCCCCCAUCCUCCCAAACCUCCCCCUUCCUCCCAACCCCCCCCAUCCUCCCAAACCUCCCCCUUCCUCCCAAACCUCCCCCUACCUCCCAAACCUCCCCCUACCUCCCAAACCUCCCUCUACCUCCCAAACCUCCCCCAUCCUCCCAAACCUUCCCCUUCCUCCCAAACCUCCCCCUACCUCCCAAACCUCCCCCAUCCUCCCAAACCUCCCCCUACCUCCCAAACCUCCCCCAUCCUCCCAAACCUCCCCCUACCUCCUAAACCUCCCCCUUCCUCCCAAACCUCCCUCUACCUCCCAAACCUCCCCCAUCCUCCCAACCUCCCCCUACCUCCCAAACCUCCCCCAUCCUCCCAAACCUCCCCCUACCUCCCAAACCUCCCCCAUCCUCCCAAACCUCCCCCUACCUCCUAAACCUCCCCCUUCCUCCCAAACCUCCCCCUUCCUCCCAAACCUCCCCCUACCUCCCCCUACCUCCCAAACCUCCCCCUUCCUCCCAAACCUCCCCCAUCCUCCCAAACCACCCCCCUACCUCCCAAACCUCCCCCAUCCUCCCAAACCUCCCCCUUCCUCCCAAACCUCCCCCAUCCUCCCAAACCUCCCCCUUCCUCCCAAACCUCCCCCUCCUCCCAAACCUCCCCCUUCCUCCCAAACCUCCCCCUACCUCCCAAACCUCCCCCUUCCUCCCAAACCUCCCCCUUCCUCCCAAACCUUCCCCUUCCUCCCAAACCUCCCCCUACCUCCCAAACCUCCCCCCCAAACUUUCCCCUUCCUCCUAAACCUCCCCCUUCCUCCCAAACCUCCCUCUCCCCCCCCCAAACCUCCCCCUUCCUCCCAAACCCCCCCCUACCUCCCAAACCUCCCCCUUCCUCCCAAACCUCCCCCUACCUCCCAAACCUCCCCCUUCCUCCCAAACCUCCCCCUUCCUCCCAAACCUUCCCCUUCCUCCCAAACCUCCCCCCUUCCUCCCAAACCUCCCCCUACCUCCCAAACCUCCCCCUUCCUCCCAAACCUCCCCCUUCCUCCCAAACCUUCCCCUUCCUCCCAAACCUCCCCCUACCUCCCAAACCUCCCCCCCAAACUUUCCCCUUCCUCCUAA